AUGCUUUCUUCAAUCCCGUAUACUAACUACAUGUUUUUUUCUACACUCGCAGGUUCUAAUGGAGGCUGCGAGGCGUUCUAUCUGAGGGUCUGCUGCGAUGACUUCAGAGAAACAACGUCGUUUGGCGGCCUUCCAUGCUUGGUGGCGUACAACAGAGGAGCAGCUCCAGGGCAGGUGAAGGUUCUAUUCAAGGCCUUGUGCAUCGCUCCAGAUGGUGUCAUUGGAGCUCCAAGGCGAGGUGAACGUACCUGCCAACAGCACCUGGCAGGUGCCUCCUCUCUCUCCAUCAGCUGUUGCUUCAUUAACGGAUUUCAGCAAGCCCAAGAAUCAAGAUUCAUGAAGGCACCAUGGCCUGCUGAGGCAUUUCAAGGCUCAACAACCAUGGAAGAUAGCUGCACACAGCAGCCGACAGCAGGAGAGAGUAAGAGAGAGCAGCAAACCGCAGCCGCAUCCUCGCCCUCCCCCGUGCCUCCUUCGCACCGUUCCGCGCAGAUUCUUCCGCGCCGAUAUUUUCCGCGCGCCUCGCCGUCGCCUGCUCCGACGACGCUCGCGAUGGGCGACGAGGCGUGCGACGAGGCGGGGGCGUCGCUGCUGUGGCACGAGGGCGAGCCGGAGUGGGCGCAAGUGGCGGGCAUGGCGAGCGACCUCGUCGUCACCAUCGGCCAGCGCGCCUUCCACGUGCACCAGUACCCGCUGUACGCGUUACUAGCCUUCCACGUGCACCAGUACCCGCUCUUCUCCCUGUCAACAGUGAUAGCGAACGCGGCAGCAGCAUCAGGCGAGGGCACUGGCCCCAUGCAGGCAGAUCUCUCCUUUCUCCCCGGUGGUGCACUCUCCUUCAUCCCCAUCGCCUGCUACUGCUACGGCCGCCCCUGCCGCCUCUCGCCCCACUCCGUGCUGCUCGUGCGCUCCGCAGGUACUGACGCCUUCUCUUUGCAACUCAUGCUCUUUCUAUCCGCCCUCCUUAUCUUCCCUCUUCUCAACCCCCCCGUCUUCUCACUCUCUCUCCCUGGCAGCGUCUCUGCUGGAGAUGAACGCGUGUGGGCCCAGCCACGCACUGCCGCUGCAUUUGAGGCACCUCAACAACCCCCUCCCUCCCCCCCUUCCCCUUUCGCCCCCUUCCCGUUUCGCCCGCUUCCCCUGGCAGCGUCUCUUCUGGAGAUGAACGCGUGUGGCCCCAGCCACUCACUGCCACUGCCGCAGCUGGCGUCGCAGCGAUUGCAACACUUCCUGCAGCACUGGCCGCACUGCCUGCACGUGCUCUCAUCGUAUGUCUGA
Messenger RNA from Closterium sp. Yama58-4, 1278 nucleotides. NCBI's taxonomy places the organism in Eukaryota, Viridiplantae, Streptophyta, Zygnematophyceae, Desmidiales, Closteriaceae. The record is from the annotation of a GenBank genome assembly.